AUGGGAGAGAAGAUCCCUUUAAAAAAAAAAAAUUUAAUGGAAAAAUAUCCCAACCAACUCCUCUCCAAAACGUUCCUCCCCGUCUGCAACCACCGGUCUUCACCGGAUUCACAGUCGGAACCGCGAGCAAAGACACCUAGUAGAGCCGGCCGAUUCCUAGGUCCUCCGGCCAGGAGGCGCUGCGGGCCAGUCUCCGGGGGCCACCGCAGCCCGCGCGCCCAGCACCCCAACCCUCACGGCAGAGCCCAGCCCAGCCCAGCCCCGCGGCGGAGCUCGGAGUUCUGCGCCGCCCGCCGGGGUUACUCCCGGUCAUUCCACGGCACCACCUCGGCCCAGCUUCCCGAUCUGCGCCCAGGCAGAAGCUGCCCCGAGAGACCAGCGGCAACGGUACUGGCCGACCUGCAACCAGAAGGGUUUCUAGCCAGCUCAGGGCCCUCCGAACAAAGAAGCGCUCGGUGCCGGACCUGCAACUCUCCCCACCCGGCAGCAGCGCCCUCAGCACGCCCGGGAACCCCCGACCCCUCUGAGCCCGGGGUACUGCGCCCGGGUCUCCACGCCCAGAGAUGCUCCCGGGUCUCCACCGCCGGGCGAGCCCCAAGCGCAGCAGCGCAGAGUCCUGGGGUCACCAGAGCUCGUACUAGGACAUCGUCUCCCCAUUUAACGCCGCCUCCGGUCCCAUCUGAGUUGCAAGUGGUGGGGAUGUGGGGCUCCGGAUCAAAGUCCCCGAAACCGAGCGCUUCCCGAAGCCUCCUUGGCCUCGAAACAAAACAAUAACGCCCAAAUCAUAUCUGGGUGUCCAUCAGCGUGUUACUUCACAUCUCUGUACCUCAGUUUAUUCAUCUUUCAAAUGGAAGCAACAUAUAGAGCUGCCUUAUAGAGUUGCUCUGGGUGUUAGAUGUAUAAUAUAUGUGAACUGCUUGGUACUGGGCCUGGUAUAUGGUAUGUGCUCAAUAAAUGAUAGUUGUUUAUUAUUGUCAUUUAUUAUCAUCAUCAUCAUCAUAAUUAAAUAUUAUUCCAAGCAACAAUAUGUGUUCCUCAUAGUCCAACAAUAAUUUAAUAAAUGUAACCUUUCCAAAACUCCAAUCUGCAAAUUUUAAAUAAAUAUUUUCAAU
Molecule: messenger RNA, 1112 nt
Organism: Gorilla gorilla gorilla (western lowland gorilla)
Lineage: Eukaryota; Metazoa; Chordata; Mammalia; Primates; Hominidae
Product: serine/arginine repetitive matrix protein 1-like
Exons: 4
Coding region: 1-774 (257 amino acids)
Source: RefSeq, a predicted model, not a curated record